This is a messenger RNA of Thlaspi arvense, 1503 nucleotides long. NCBI's taxonomy places the organism in Eukaryota, Viridiplantae, Streptophyta, Magnoliopsida, Brassicales, Brassicaceae. The record is from the annotation of a GenBank genome assembly.
AUGCAACCCUACAGUUUCCCAAUGGAUGCUCCGGUUCCUCAUUCCUCACAUACUCUGUUGGAACUCUGCACCAAUCUCCUGCAAAAAUCUCUCAACUCCAAUGGCCGUUUCACGGCGCAAUUGGUUCAUUGUCGCGUCAUCAAAUCGGGACUCGUGUUCAGCGUUUACCUCAUGAACAAUCUGAUGAACGUCUACUCGAAAACCGGCUAUCCUCUUCACGCACGCAAGCUGUUCGAUGAAAUGCCUCUGAGAACGGCUUUCUCAUGGAACACGGUUCUCUCUGCCUAUGCGAAACGAGGAGACAUGGAUUCCACGCGUGAGUUCUUUGACCAGCUUCCUGAAAAGGAUUCUGUUUCUUGGACCACGAUGAUCGUAGGGUUUAAGAAAAUCGGUCAGUAUCAAAAGGCUAUACGAACUAUGGGGGAAAUGAUGAAGGAAGGGGUCGAGCCGACGCAGUUCACGCUUACGAACGUUCUUGCAUCCGUCGCUGCAACUCGCUGUUUGGAUACAGGUAAAAAGGUCCACUCUUUCAUCGUUAAGCUUGGCCUUCGUGGGAACGUUUCGGUGUCGAAUUCGCUGCUUAGUAUGUAUGCAAAAUGUGGCGAUCCAAUGAUGGCGAAAGUCGUUUUUAGUAGAAUGGUGGUUAGAGACAUCUCAAGCUGGAAUGCUAUGAUUGCGUUACACAUGCAGGUUGGUCGGAUGGAUCUUGCCAUGGCACAGUUCGAGCAGAUGGAUGAGCGCGAUAUAGUCACUUGGAACUCUAUGGUUUCUGGUUAUAACCAGUGUGGUUACGAUCUCAGAGCUCUAGAUAUGUUUUCAAAGAUGCUGAGGGAGUCUCUCUUGUCACCGGAUAGAUACACUCUUGCGAGUGUGUUAUCUGCUUGCGCCAAUCUUGAGAAGCUUCGUAUAGGGAAGCAGGUUCAUUCGCAUAUUGUGACGACAGGGUUUGAUAUCUCUGGCAUUGUGUUGAACGCACUCAUCUCGAUGUAUUCGAGGUGUGGAGGGGUCGAGACUGCGCGAAGACUCAUUGAACAGAGAGGAACCAGUGAUCUCAAGAUCGAAGGUUUUACAGCUUUGCUUGAUGGGUUCAUUAAGCUUGGAGAUAUGAAUCAAGCAAAGGUCAUAUUUGAUUCGUUGAAAGUUCGAGAUGUAGUUGUAUGGACCGCCAUGAUUGUUGGAUACGAGCAACACGGUUUGUAUGGUGAAGCUAUAAACCUUUUCAGGUCAAUGGUUGGAGAAGGGCAGAGACCAAACAGCUACACACUUGCAGCAAUGUUGAGUGUAGCUUCAAGCUUAGCGUCAUUGGGACAUGGCAAGCAAAUACAUGGGAAAUAUGACGACAUGGCAUUUUUAGAGUCUUUAGUAUUACUAGAGAUCAUGGUGCUUAAAGGAGAAAUACAUAGAUACAUGGAGAUGAAGAUCUUGGUCGGCAUAACAGAGAGAGCCCACACUUGUUUGGCUUACGUGGCAGGUCCGGGCAGAUCUAACGGUUUCCGUAACUAA